This is a messenger RNA of Moesziomyces aphidis, 3813 nucleotides long. NCBI's taxonomy places the organism in Eukaryota, Fungi, Basidiomycota, Ustilaginomycetes, Ustilaginales, Ustilaginaceae. The record is from the annotation of a GenBank genome assembly.
AUGCCGGCGCCACACGCAACACCCUCCUCCCCGCCUCCCCACGCCUCUUCAUCCGCACAGAAGACGCCACCACCACCACCCUCCCCUUCAUCUUCCUCCUCUGUGGUCCACCAGGUCGGCUCCCGACAGGGCACCCGCACACGCACACGCACCCGUCGCAACAUGUCCUCCUCCGCCAACGCUUCCCAUCGCACUCCGCGCUACACCAACGAGGACCACCCCAUGGCGCCACACAACCUCGCAGAGCGCGGCUACCACUCCUUCCGCUGCCUCGGCGUCCCCUUCCACGUAAAGCAGCGCUACACCUUUGUCCGCGAGCUCGGCAUCGGCGCCUACGGCUGUGUCGCACUCUGCCGCGACGAGGUGCUCGAUUGCAACGUCGCCAUCAAAAAGGUCACCCGCAUCUUUGAAAAGGACGUCCUCGCACGCAGGGCGCUUCGCGAAGUCGCCCUCUUGCGUCACAUUGGCAUGUGCGACAACGUCACCGCCCUCCUCGACUUUGACACCGCCUUUAUCGACUUUUCCGAGAUCUACCUCGUCCUCUCCGCAAGCGAGGCCGAUCUCUCUCAGAUCAUCCGCUCCGGACAGUCGCUCUCGGAUGCGCACCAUCAGUAUUUCAUGGCACAGAUCCUGCGCGGCGUCCGCUACAUGCACGCCGCCAAGGUCAUCCACCGCGACCUCAAGCCAAGCAACCUCCUCGUCAACGGUGACUGCGCCCUCCGCAUCUGCGAUUUCGGUCUGGCGCGAGCCUAUGCCGACUCGGACGAGUUCCACGCGCCCACCGCCUCGGGCGAGGAGGCGGCCGAGCCCAAGCCCAGAACGAGCCUCAGCAGCAGCGUCGACGGUGACCGAAGCGACACACAAGCCAUAGCGCAAGAGGCCGCAUCGUCCACUGCACCUCGCUCCGACUCGGCGCGCUCGCCUUCACCCGCCUCGGAUCUGCACGUCCAGCUCUACAAGACCGACUCGAAAGGCAAGCAGAAGCGCCUCAACUACCCCGGCGGCCCGCUCACCGGCUACGUCGCCACCCGAUGGUACCGCGCCCCCGAGGUCAUGCUCUGCUUCCGCGAGGGCUACGGCCCCGAGAUGGACAUGUGGUCCGUCGGUUGCAUCCUCGCCGAACUCAUCGCCGGCGCACCCAUCUUUGGCGGCAAGGACUACGUCGACCAGAUCGCACGCAUCAACAAUGUUCUCGGCUCGCCCUCGGACGCCGUGCUCGACAAGAUCGGCUCGGAGCGCGCAAAGACGUACAUCAAGUCGCUCCCCAACAUGCCCGCCGUGCCGCUCGAAAAGCUCUAUCCCAACGCCAACCGCGACGCGCUCGACCUCGUCGCCAAGCUGCUCACCUGGGAUCCCGACGAGCGUCUCACCGCCGAGGAGGCGCUUCAGCAUCCCUGGCUCAAGGCCUACCACGAGUCCAACGCGCGCUGGCAGUCGCCGCAGCCUUUCGACAAGUUUGCCGACGUCGAGUUCAUCCACUCGCUCCGCCAGUUCAAGUCGAGCCUCCAGCGCGAGGCCGACGAGAUGCGCAUGGAACUCGAGGAGCUCGAGCGCGAAGAGCUCGAGAGCCUCGGCGCACACGCGGAUCUGCCGCACGCCGAUGCAAACGGCAACGGCGCGCAACACACGCCGCCGCAGCCGGACACCGCUGCGGACAGCAACUCCAACGGCGAGCACGAAAACGCCGCCGCCGCCGCCGCACCAGCCGAUUCGGAGUCGGGAAACGUCCAGCGGGCAGAUGACGCCGUCGAGAAGCAAGCUCAGCAUGAGCUGUGCCGCGUCGAGGCCGAUGCCCAGCCAUCGGACGCGCCCGGCCCCUUCCAUGCGGCCGACCAAGAGGCGGGAGCCGAGACCGACUCGGCGGAUGCACUCUCGUGCAAUGCCUCGUCGCAGUCGGGCCACCUGCCUGCCGAUGCGGCGUCAUCGAGCUCGUCGGCGCAUACGCCCUCGUCCACAUCGGGCGCCAGCGCCGACGAGGCCGAGCCGCCGUCGCCGCGUCUGUACGAGACGUGCGGCCUGUCGGCCACGGCGCUCAAGAGCCGCGCGGAGCAUCUGGAAGAGGGCAAGGCGCUGCGCAAGCCGCCGGCGUUUUUUCGGCUAGGGCAUGAAGUGGAAGGACGUCUGUUGAGCCAUCUCGCAAGUGCCGCACAUGCGGACGACGAGGUGAGCAACGACGCCUUCAUGCCCACCCAGGUCCUCACCGUGGCUCGCGGUCUGGUCGAGUAUCAGUCCAGCCAUGCCGCCGCACUAGCCGCGCGUGAGUCGACCCUCCUUCCCUCGUGCGAUGCCGCAUCCGUUUCGCACGCAACGCACACAAAGCACGCAACGUCGCCUGGUCCUGUUGCCGUGACCCAAGCUGCUGCCUCUGGCGGCACAGGUGGAUCGACGAGUCAGAGCUCGUCCGGGUCUGCUUCUGCCAGCCGGGCUCAGGGCGGCUCGCGCGCCGCUGGCGCCGCAAGCACGUCUUCGAUCGGGCAGAGUCUGCUGGACGACGUGAUGUUUGCGCCUGCGGAGGGCGCGUCGAGCGGGCUCAAGAGCGUGUCGUCGCAGCGCCAGGGCAAGCAGCUCGUGGUGGUGCAGGAUUCGGUGGUGCAGUCGUCGGUGCAGCUGCUGCGCGAGCUCGUGCGCCGUGCUGCGCUGCGCAAACACACGGUGGUGCUCGUCGCAGCGCUGCGCCGGCCCGAGACGUACCUCGACGCUCUCGGCGACGGUGCGGUCGCCACGAUUGACGCCACUGGGCUCGGCGACGUCUACACGGACGACGCGAGCGCGUUGAGCUCGGUGGAGCAGCUGAGGGAGCGUUUGCGCAGCGAGCUCGGUAGGCUGGGUAGCGGGGCGGCCAAGACGAUGGUGGUGGUCGACUCGCUCAACGCCGUGGUGCGCGCGAGCAGCGUGGCGCAGGCGAGCGGGCUGGUGCGCGAGACGCUCGGAGGUAUGGGCGCAUCGUCGCGUCUGGUUGUUGGCAUGCAGACGGGCGGCGUCGAGGCAAGCACAUGCGCUGGACUUGUGGCAGCGCUGCAUUCGCCACUCAUCUGGGGCUCGGCGUCGACGGCAGGCACGGUGCUCACGGCGACGCUGCACGCGCCUGCGCUGGUGCGACACUUGUUCAAGCAGUACGGACUUCGGCCGCCGUCUAGCUCCGGCAGGGAUGGGGAAGACGAGGUGGACGCGCGCUUCUGGGAGGUUCUACGCAAUGUUUCGGCGCGCGGGCCCAUGGGCAUUGCGGCGUACGAGGCGGGCGGCGGCGCGCAGGGCUGGUGGAGCGACGGCGCGGGCGAGGCGUGUGCGUUCGAACCGCUCUCGGCGCGUGUCGAGCCCGGCCUCAGCACUGCGAAUGGCGCCAGCGGUGGUGCGACGCGGUUUGCGGGCGCAGUGACGCUGGCGGACGUGUUGGACGCAUCGCGCGACGGAUAUGCGCUGCUGGAGCUGCAUCUGCAGGCGCGCAACGGCAAGAAGCACGACGAGCUGGGUGCGCUCAGUCUGGGCAGCGAUGGCGAGCUGCGCCUGCUCGAGCUCGAUAUGACCGAUCGGCGCAGCGAAGCGGGUGCGGCGACGCCAGCCGGCACACCGGACGCAGCCGGCGGAGAUAAGCAUAGCACCAUGGUGUCGACGCUGCCGUUCAACCUGGGCGAGACCGAGGCGCAGCGUGUGCGGCGCGAGGAGGUGCCGCUUCCCUACGCCUACCACCAGAACGUGGGCGAGCAGGAGCAGCGCGCGCUUAGGGGCAAUACGGGCAGCGCCAAGAUCUUCUUUGAGCCCGAGCAGGACGACGACGAAGACGACGAGGACCCAGACGACGAUCUGGAUCUGUAG